Peronospora belbahrii is the source of this 615-nucleotide messenger RNA. The record is from the annotation of a GenBank genome assembly. NCBI's taxonomy places the organism in Eukaryota, Oomycota, Peronosporomycetes, Peronosporales, Peronosporaceae.
AUGCCGCUUGUUGACAACAUUAUUCCAGAACCACUAAGCAACGCCUCGACAUUUGUGCUUAGUUCAAACCAAAGCCAAAAGGAGCCAGAGUCGACUACAACAAACACGCAACUUGAGCAAGGUGGUGUGCAGAAAGUCGUAGCAGAUGUAUCGUCCAGACGAGCAUGCGACAGUAGCUCUUUGUUAAGCAAUGGCAUGCCAGGGCGUCAGUAUCGAAACGGACAGGACGAGAUGGUGCAGUUUAAAGGUCUUUACAUCGUCCGCGGUCCCACUGAGCCCAAGCAUGUGCGCUAUACGAUGGAAAUUGCGGUUGCUGAGCUAAAACUACGAGGGCGCUGCAUCCAGCGGUUCAACAGCUUUUUUCAACUACGCAAGUGCCUUCUUGAGGUGCUUAAGACUUGUCGAGGUCGUCUUCUUAUUCGGAAGAACACGCUACCUCGAGUUGACAACGAGCCGCUAAUGUUGGCCGGUGCAGAGCUGAUGAAAAUACUUACGCGUCCUCGAGGUAUUCAAUGCUCUGAGUGCAAGUCGACGUUUGAUCAGCUCGCUGCCGUUAACUUUCCACGUCGCACAUUAUUCCCCCCCGAGUCUCCAAGAUAUUCACGAGAGAUCUAA